Nanorana parkeri is the source of this 7606-nucleotide messenger RNA. RefSeq names its product notch 1 (gene NOTCH1). The transcript has 34 exons. Gene Ontology annotation, biological process: cell differentiation; regulation of developmental process; regulation of DNA-templated transcription. Gene Ontology annotation, cellular component: membrane. The coding region runs from base 1 to 7581 and encodes 2526 amino acids. The record is from RefSeq and is a predicted model, not a curated record. NCBI's taxonomy places the organism in Eukaryota, Metazoa, Chordata, Amphibia, Anura, Dicroglossidae. Gene Ontology annotation, molecular function: signaling receptor activity; Notch binding; calcium ion binding.
AUGGGUCACCUUGUGCUAUCACUGCUGCUGCUGUCAUUGAUUGUCCGCGCACAAGGUUUAAGGUGUACGCAGCCUGGCGAGACUUGCUUUAAUAAUGGAAAGUGUGAUUCCAGCGGAACAAAUUGCAGAUGUCCCAGUUCCUUCAUUGGAGAUCGAUGUCAAUUCUCCAACCCAUGCUCCAGAAAUCCCUGCCUGAAUGGAGGGACCUGCAAUGCUGAAGUCCGAGGUAGUGAUGUACAGUUCACUUGCAGCUGCCCACUAGGAUACCAAGAUGCACGCUGCCUUACCCGCAAGGACAACGCUUGCCUCAGCAGCCCAUGUCGCAAUGGAGGAACGUGUGAGCUGGUCAUAAAUGAGAAGAAUUAUAGGUGUAGAUGCCCUCCAGGGUGGACAGGAGACACUUGCCAGCAGGCUGACCCAUGCGCCUCCAACCCUUGCGGCAAUGGUGGAACUUGUGUCCCAUUCGACUCCCAGUAUGUGUGCAAAUGCCUGGAAGGUUUUCAUGGAGAGACCUGCAAGCAGGACAUCAACGAAUGCAAACAGAAUCCGUGCAAAAAUGGUGGAACCUGUGUUAACAGCUUUGGAUCUUUCUCCUGUCUGUGCAAGAGUCGUUAUACUGGCAAUUACUGUGAGAACCCAUAUGUGCCAUGCAACCCAUCACCUUGCCAAAACGGGGGCACCUGCCGGCAGACCGACGACACUUCCUAUGAAUGCACCUGCUUGCCAGGAUUUGCAGGUCAGAACUGUGAAGACAACAUUGACGACUGUCCUGGACACAACUGCAAGAAUGGAGGGACCUGUGUGGAUGGCGUAAACACCUAUAACUGCCAGUGUCUCCCUGACUGGACUGGCCAAUACUGUACGGAAGAUGUUGAUGAAUGUCAGUUGAUGCCAAAUGCUUGCCAGAAUGGUGGUACGUGCCACAACACCCAUGGUGGCUAUAACUGCGUCUGUGUCAACGGCUGGACGGGAGAGGAUUGCAGUGAAAACAUUGACGAUUGUGCCAAUGCUGCUUGCAACAAUGGAGCAACCUGUCAUGACAGAGUUGCAUCUUUCUUCUGCGAAUGUCCACAUGGACGCACAGGUCUUCUCUGUCACCUUGAAGAUGCUUGUAUUAGCAACCCAUGUAAUGAGGGCUCCAACUGUGAUACCAACCCUGUCAAUGGCAAAGCGAUCUGUACUUGUCCAUCUGGCUACAGCGGUCCUGCCUGCAAUCACGAUGUGGAUGAAUGCUCGCUAGGUGCCAAUCCAUGUGAACAUGCAGGAAAAUGUAUCAACACUCAGGGUUCUUUCCAAUGCAACUGUCUCCCAGGCUAUGCCGGGCCACGAUGUGAAAUUGAUGUCAAUGAAUGUCUUUCGAACCCUUGCCAGAAUGAUGCUACGUGCCUUGACCAGAUUGGUGGAUUCCAGUGUAUCUGUAUGCCAGGCUAUGAAGGCACAUACUGUGAAAUCAAUACAAACGAAUGCUCCAGCAACCCCUGCUUACACAAUGGCAAAUGCAUCGAUAAAAUAAACGAGUUUCACUGCGAAUGCCCUACAGGUUUCAAUGGGCCCCAGUGUCAGUAUGACAUUGACGAAUGUGCCAGUACACCAUGCAAGAAUGGCGCUAAGUGUAUAGAUGGACCGAAUGCCUACACCUGCAAAUGUGCAGAAGGUUUUACGGGGGUGCACUGUGAGACGGACAUAAACGACUGCUACCCAGACCCCUGCCACUAUGGUACCUGCAUUGAUGGCAUCGCCACUUUCUCCUGCCUAUGUAGACCUGGGUUUACUGGGCGGCUAUGUGACACUAACCUUAACGAAUGCCAAAGCAUGCCGUGUCAGAACAGAGGAGAAUGUAUUGACCAGAUCAACAGCUACAUGUGCCAGUGCCCAAAGGGAACCUCGGGUACAAACUGUGAGAUCAAUUUGGAUGACUGCGCCAGUAACCCAUGCGACUCUGGCAAAUGCAUUGAUAAGAUUGAUGGCUAUGAGUGCGCCUGCGAACCAGGCUACACAGGAAAAAUGUGUAAUAUCAACAUUGAUGAAUGUGCCAGCAACCCGUGCAGUCACGGAGGGACCUGUGAAGACCUUGUCAGUGGUUUUAAGUGCACCUGUCCAGAGGGCUUCCAGGGACACACGUGUAUGUCCGAAGUGGAUGAGUGCCGCAGCAACCCUUGUAUCCAUGGGACGUGCCGCGAUGGAGUCAACGGGUACAAGUGCGAUUGUGACUCUGGCUGGAGCGGCACCAACUGUGAUGUUAAUAACAAUGAGUGUGACUCCAAUCCCUGUAUGAACUUCGGAACCUGCAAGGACAUGACCAGCGGCUACAUCUGCUCCUGUAGAGAAGGAUUCACUGGAGUAAACUGUCAGACCAACAUUAACGAGUGUGCGUCAAAUCCUUGUCUGAACCAAGGCACAUGCAUAGACGGGGUUGCCGGAUACAAGUGCAUUUGUCCACUCCCCUAUACAGGGGAGACAUGUGAAGAUGUGCUGGCACCGUGUGGUAACAACCCAUGUAAGAACGGAGGCAGAUGUCAGGAGUCUGAAGACUAUGAAAGCUUCUCCUGCCUUUGUCCUGUGGGAUGGCAAGGCCAAACCUGUGAAAUUGACAUCAAUGAAUGCGUGAAGAACCCUUGCCGAAAUGGUGCUUUGUGCCAGAACACUAACGGAAACUACAAGUGUAAUUGUAAACCCGGGUACACCGGCAGGAACUGUGAGACGGAUAUCAACGAUUGUCUGCCAAAUCCCUGCCACAACGGAGGCUCCUGCACUGAUGGUGUUAACGAAUUUUUCUGCAACUGUUUGCCGGGCUUCCGUGGUCCAAAUUGUAAUGAGGACAUAAAUGAAUGUGCGAGCAACCCGUGUAAAAAUGGUGCCAACUGCACUGACUGCGUCAACAGCUACACUUGUACUUGUCCAUCUGGAUUUAGCGGCAUCCAUUGUGAAAUUAAUACACCUGAUUGCACAGAAAGCUCUUGCUUCAAUGGUGGCACUUGUGUCGACGGCAUCAACACAUUCACCUGCCUCUGUCCACCUGGCUUUACCGGGAGCUACUGCCAGCAUGACAUCAAUGAGUGUGACUCCAAACCCUGCAUGAAUGGGGGAACAUGCCAGGACAGCUAUGGCACGUACAAGUGCACCUGCCCUCAGGGGUACACUGGGUUAAACUGCCAGAAUUUGGUUCAUUGGUGUGACUCCUCUCCUUGCAAAAAUGGAGGAAAAUGCUGGCAGAGGAAUAAUCUGUAUCGAUGUGAAUGCAACAGUAGCUGGACCGGAUUGUACUGUGAUGUGCCCAAUGUUUCGUGUGAGGUUGCUGCCCUACAGCGAAAUGUGGAUGUUAACAAUCUGUGCCGCAAUUCCGGGUCAUGUAGGGACACUGGGAAUACUCACUAUUGUUUGUGCCAGCCCGGUUACACUGGUAGUUACUGCGAGGCGCAGGUGGAUGAAUGCUCUCCCAGUCCAUGCCAGAAUGGAGCUACAUGCACGGACUACCUAGGAGGCUACUCCUGUGAGUGCGUAGCUGGAUAUCAUGGUGUUAACUGCUCAGAGGAGAUCAAUGAAUGCCACUCUCACCCUUGUCAGAAUGGAGGAAUUUGUAUUGAUCUUAUCAACACUUACAAAUGCUCCUGUCCCAGAGGAACGCAGGGCGUUCAUUGCGAAAUUAACAUUGAUGACUGCAAUCCAUCUUAUGAAGGACCCAACCAAGAGCCUAAAUGUUUUAAUAGCGGCAAAUGUGUUGACCGUGUAGGUGGCUACCACUGUAACUGCCUGCCAGGUUUUGUUGGCGAGCGCUGUGAAGGAGAUGUAAAUGAAUGCCUGUCUAGCCCUUGUGAUGCCCGCGGAACGCAGAACUGCGUGCAGCUCAUUAAUGAUUACCAAUGUGAAUGCAGGCAGGGGUUCACAGGGAGGCGCUGUGAAUCGUUGCUUGAUGGCUGCAAAACGAAACCCUGCAGGAAUGGAGGAACCUGCGCUAUCGCCAGCAAUACGGAACGUGGUUUCAUCUGCAAGUGUCCACCGGGAUUUGAUGGCGCUACUUGUGAAUAUGACACUCGUAUGUGUGGAAACCUGCAAUGUCUGAAUGGGGGCACCUGUAUAUCUACAUUAAAGAGCCCCAAAUGCUUGUGUGCCGAUGGGUUUACUGGUCUAGAGUGCCAACAUGCAGUCAGCAGUUCUUGUAAUCCAAACUCUUGCUAUAACGGUGGCACAUGCAAGUCUCUUCCCCAGGAGCCAUUUUAUCAGUGUAUCUGUCCCAGGCAUUUUAACGGUCUCUUUUGCCACAUUCUGGACUAUGAGUUUGAAGGUGGUUCAGGCCAGGACAUCAUUCCACCCAAAAUCAGCGAAAAGUGCGAGAGUGAUUGGUGUGCCGCACAAGCCGGGAACAAGAUCUGCAAUGCUCAGUGCAACAGUAAUGCCUGCGGUUGGGACGGAGGAGACUGUUCGCUUGACUUCAAUGACCCAUGGAAGAACUGCUCGCAGGCACUGCAGUGCUGGAAGUACUUCAAUGAUGACAAAUGCGACUCACAGUGCAACAACGCAGGCUGCCUCUAUGAUGGCUUUGACUGCCAAACAAUUGAAGUCCAGUGCAACCCUCUUUACGACCAGUACUGUAAAGACCAUUUCCAGGAUGGACACUGUGAUCAAGGCUGCAACAAUGCUGAGUGUGAAUGGGACGGUCUGGAUUGCGCCAAUAACAUGCCUGAGAAACUGGCAGAUGGCACCUUGGUGGUGGUGGUCCUUAUGACUCCAGAGGAGCUGAAGAACAAUUCCUUUAAUUUCCUCAGAGAGCUGAGUCGAAUUCUGCACACCAAUGUUGUCUUCAAGAAGAAUGAAAACAAUGACUAUAUGAUCAUCCCGUACUAUGGAAACAAGGAGGAGCUUAAGAAGCAUCACAUUAAACGAUCUGUACCAGAAUGGUCUGAGGCCUCCAGUGCCAUAUUCAGCAGUUUAAGGGAUUCCUUGAUCCCUGGACGGUAUCGGAGGGAACUGGACCAGCUGGAAGUAAAAAUGUCAAUUGUAUACUUGGAAAUAGAUAACCGGCAAUGUUUCCAGGCUUCAUCCCAGUGCUUUAACAGCGCAACAGACGUAGCGGCCUUUCUUGGAGCGCUUGCCUCCCUUGGGAACCUAGACAUCCCGUAUAAGAUUGAAGCUGUAAAAAGUGAAACGGCACCUCCACCACCCAGCUCUCCACUGUAUCCUGGCUUGGUUGUUGGAGCGAUCUCCCUCCUGCUGAUCUUCCUCGUGGCCGGGGUCAUCGUGAACAAGAAGAGACGGAGAGAGCACGGGCACCUCUGGUUCCCAGAGGGUUACACAGUGAAAGAGUCAAACAAGUCCAAGAAACGAAGAGAGCCCCUUGGGGAAGAUUCUGUGGGUUUAAAGCCACUGAAGAAUGGUGCAGAUGGUUCGCUGAUGGAUGACAACCAAAAUGAGUGGGGUGAUGAAGAAACGCUGGACAGCAAGAGAUUCAGAUUUGAAGAUCAGGUGAUGCUUCCUGACCUUGGAGAUCAGACUGAUCACAGACAAUGGACUCAACAACAUCUAGAUGCAGCUGACCUCCGAGCUCCAUCCAUAGCACCCACACCGCCACAGGGAGAAAUCGAUGCUGACUGUAUGGACGUUAAUGUACGCGGACCAGAUGGUUUCACGCCACUCAUGAUCGCAGCAUGCAGUGGAGGAGGCUUGGAAACUGGCAACAGUGAAGAAGAUGAAGAUGCUUCUGGGCAAAUGAUCUCGGACUUUAUUGGGCAGGGUGCCAACCUACAUAGCCAAACUGACCGCACCGGAGAGACGCCACUCCACCUGGCUGCCCGAUAUGCCAGAGCAGACGCUGCCAAACGUUUGCUGGAAUCCAGUGCAGAUGCCAAUGUUCAGGAUAACAUGGGGAGGACUCCUCUUCAUGCUGCUGUAGCAGCAGAUGCCCAAGGCGUAUUUCAGAUUCUUAUACGUAACAGAGCAACAGACCUAGAUGCCCGUAUGCAUGAUGGCACAACACCACUGAUCCUGGCAGCUCGUCUGGCAGUGGAAGGCAUGGUUGAAGAACUUAUCAACUCCCACGCUGAUGUGAAUACAAUCGAUGAGUUAGGAAAAUCUGCUUUGCAUUGGGCCGCAGCAGUAAAUAAUGUGGAUGCUGCAAUGGUCCUGCUGAAGAAUGGUGCCAACAAGGACAUGCAAAACAAUAAGGAGGAGACUCCGUUGUUCCUGGCAGCAAGAGAAGGAAGCUAUGAAACUGCUAAGAUGCUGUUGGAUCACUUUGCAAAUAGAGACAUUACUGACCACAUGGAUAGGCUUCCCCGUGACAUUGCCCAGGAACGCAUGCAUCAUGACAUUGUCCGGUUACUGGAUGAAUACAACCUGGUGAGGAGUCCUCAGCUGCACAACGGUCCACUGGGUGCUCCAACCUUAUCUCCUCCCAUCUGUUCCCCAAAUGGCUAUAUUGGGAAUAUGAAACCAGCAGUACAAGGGAAAAAGGCUCGAAAGCCUGGUGCCAAGGGCCCUGGUUGUAAAGAUUCCAAAGAUAUGAAGGCCAGGAGAAAAAAGUCUCAAGACGGAAAAAACGGACUUCUGGAUUCAGGAAGCUCUGGGGUGUUAUCUCCUGUUGACUCAUUGGAGUCACCUCAUGGGUAUUUGUCAGAUGUCUCUUCUCCUCCUCUGAUGACCUCUCCAUUUCAGCAGUCUCCUUCAAUGCCUCUCAACCACCUCACCAACAUGCCAGAUUCUCAUAUUGGCCUGAAUCACCUAAAUAUGAAUGCCAAGCAAGAAAUGGCUGCUGGUUCUAAUCGAAUGUGCUUUGAGACAAUGGCGCCCCGUCUUACUCAUCUCUCUGUGUCUAGUCCCAGCGCUGUUCUAAACACUGGCUCCUUGCAGUUUACAGUGGGAGGUGCACCUGUCAUUAAUGGGCAGUGUGACUGGCUAGCAAGAUUGCAAAAUGGGAUGGUAGCAAACCAGUACAAUCCUAUGAGGAGUAACCUCCAACAAGGUGGUAACCAACAAGCAUCAGCCCUUCAGCAUGGUCUGAUGACAUCUUUGCACAACGGUUUGCCAACAGGUCUGACACAAAUGAUGACCUACCAGGCCAUGCCAAACACGAGGAUGACCAACCAAUCUCAAAUUCUCCAAGCGCAGCAGAUACAACAAAUUCAACAGAGUUUACAGCUGCAGCAACAAAGUAUGCAGCAACAACAACAGCAGCAGCAGCACAAUCCAAGCUCUGGAUCUGGCAGCCAUAUUGUUGCUCCUUUUUGUGGAAGUGAUAUGGCCCAGUCAGAAAUGCAGCAGAUGACAGGUAAUGGCCUACAUGCCAUACUCCCCCAGGACACCCAAAUCCUGACUGGCUCACUGCCAGCACCUCUCACGCAGUCUAUGACGACUACUCAGUUCUUAACGCCACCAUCUCAGCACAGUUACUCCUCCCCGAUGGACAACACUCCAAACCAUCAGUUACAGGUGCCUGAUCACCCAUUUCUGACACCAUCUCCUGAGUCACCGGACCAGUGGUCAAGUUCCUCCCCUCAUUCCAAUAUGUCUGAUUGGUCAGAGGGUAUAUCAAGUCCGCCUACAAACAUACAAUCCCAGCAUAAUCACAUUCCAGAAGCUUUUAAAUAAACUGCCGAGACUAGACCCUUAAAGA